AUGCCCGAUUUAGAGAGACCCUUCUUCCCCAUGCUUCACUUCAACACUAUCGCCCCUCAGACGGAUGUCAUUGGAUGCCCCAGCAUCAAAUCAGAAACGCCUAUUGAGUUUUUCACCAAACCAACAAAGAGCGACGCCGAGCUCAAGGAAGCCAUUCGAGGCUUUCCCAAGAACGUUCACAUGGACCAAUAUAAAGCACCCAAGGUCCCAUACGUCGUCUCCAACAACCUCACCUUCAACAAGAAGCAUGAUUCACAGAUCCGCGAGUUUCAGGAGCGAUGCGCCGAGCUCACACGCCCCGUGGAUUACUUCUAUCACCAAUUCCGACAGCUUCAGGAGAUCGACCCUGAACAUCUCAAGUGCAACAGGCGAAGACUGGGACAGAGAAGUAUAAAACGGGGACGAGAGUUGAAGCAGUGA
Molecule: messenger RNA, 420 nt
Organism: Linnemannia hyalina
Lineage: Eukaryota; Fungi; Mortierellomycota; Mortierellomycetes; Mortierellales; Mortierellaceae
Source: the annotation of a GenBank genome assembly